CCUCUCUGAUCCGGGGUAACCGCGCCAACUGUGCCCUGUUCUCCACCAACCUGGACUGGCUGGUCAGCAAACUCGACCGACUCGAGGCCUCCUCGGGUAUCCUGGAGGUUCUGUACUGUGUCCUGAUCGAGAGCCCCGAGGUUCUGAACAUCAUCCAGGAGAACCACAUCAAAUCCAUCAUCUCCCUGCUCGACAAGCACGGACGCAACCACAAGGUGCUGGACGUUCUGUGCUCCCUGUGCGUGUGCAACGCCGUCGCCGUCCGCUCCAACCAGAACCUGAUCACGGAGAACCUGCUGCCCCGGCGGGACCUGCUGCUGCAGACGGCCAUGGUCAACCACGUCACCAGCAUCCGUCCCAACCUGUUUGUGGGGACGGCUCCGGGCUCGACCCAGUUCCGCUGUUGGUACUUUGAGGUGUCCGUGGAGAGGGUCCAACCCUUUGUGACCCCCCAACCCACCCACCUUCGUGUGGGGUGGGGGGCUGCGGGCUCCUUCCGCCCCGCCCCGGGGGGGGGCUCGGGCUGGGGGGGCAACGGGGCCGGCGACGACCUCAACUCCUUCGCCUUCGACGGCCUCCACCUCUGGACAGGGGGGGUCCCCAAGGCCGUGGGGUCCCCCCACCGUCGUGCCCUGUCUGGGGGGGACGUGGUGAGCUGCUGCCUGGAUUUGGGGGUCCCUCCGUCCCCCUGA
Molecule: messenger RNA, 692 nt
Organism: Neopelma chrysocephalum (saffron-crested tyrant-manakin)
Lineage: Eukaryota; Metazoa; Chordata; Aves; Passeriformes; Pipridae
Product: ryanodine receptor 1-like
Biological process (GO): calcium ion transmembrane transport
Cellular component (GO): sarcoplasmic reticulum membrane; calcium channel complex; sarcolemma
Molecular function (GO): protein binding; ryanodine-sensitive calcium-release channel activity
Source: RefSeq, a predicted model, not a curated record